AAAAUAAUUUUAUAAUUUUAAUGUUACAAGAUUACGCUGAGUGAUCGUGAAUUUAACCCCAUAUCUUCGUUAUUAAUGUCCACACUUAAAACUACUUUUAGCACUUAAUUAAUGCUUAUCCACAAAUUAUUAUACAAGUGGUUCUUUAAUAUCUAAGCGUGAAAGUAUAGUUUGAUACGGUAUAAAAACAGUACGGUGAAGAGUUGAGUUUUUUUCUUCUUAGAGAUUUAAAGAUUGAAUUUUUGGGGUGUCAAAAUUUGAUGUUUUAUUUGGCUUCGUCUCAAAUUUUUGCAAUUUGUAAAGAUACAGCUGGAAUUGCAGGGAACAUCUUUGCUUUUGGAUUGUUUCUGUCUCCAAUAACUACAUUCAGGAGAAUAAUGAGAAAUCAAUCAAUCUAACAGUUCUCAGGGAUGCCAUACAUAUAUGGGCUUUUGAACUGCUUAAUCUGUGCCUGGUAUGGCACCCCCCUUGUAUCUCCCCACGAUUUGUUAGUUACAAUGGUCAAUUCAGUUGGUGCUGUUUUUCAACUUGCCCACAUUGUAAUUUUUGUAAUGUAUACAGAGAAAGAGAAAAAGUUCAGGAUGCUGGGAUGGAUGCUCGCAGUCUUUGGCCUAUUUGUGAUUAUUGUACUUGGAAGCUUGUGUAUACUUGACUUGGAACUCCGACGCAUCAUCAUUGGCUCCCUGAGUUGUGCUUCCCUCAUAUCAAUGUUUGCCUCCCUGCUGUUUAUAUGCAAUCUGGUGAUGAGGACCAAGAGUGUCGAAUUCAUGCCAUUUUACCUGUCCCUCUCCACCUUCCUAAUGAGUGCCUCUUUCUUUUUUUAUGGAAUUUUCAGUUUUGAUCCAUUUAUAUAUGGACCAAAUGGCAUUGGAACACUUUUAGGAGCUGUACAAUUGCUUUUAUUUGCAUAUUACAGAAAUUUUUCAAGGUGGGACUCUACUGAAGGCUUUAUAGUGUCUUAUUCAUGAACUAGAGAUUAAAGAAAUUAGUGUCUUAUGCGUGAAGAGAACACCGAGGAAGAAAGUGCAGGAUGUUGUUGUAUUGAUAUAAAAAGAGGAGGGCUAGACCAUACCUCUAUAUAAACAUACAACUGGUGAUUCAAUCACCCCAAAAAGAAGGUGAGACUUGAGAGUAAGUUCUCACUAGAUCGUGUGGAGAAUGAUUGGAAUUGCAAGCUCACGGUGAUGGAUGUUUCCUAGUCAUUGAGCCCCUUCAACUAUACCUGGUUCCUGAAUAUCUGUUUUCUGCAUAUGAUCUGCAAAGUUGGAAGAUAACUUGUUGGCCCUCAGGGCAUUUGUUCAUCUUGUUCCCACUUUCCCUUUGGAACUCAUUCUUCUGACAUGGAUAGUGGAUGGAGCUCAUAUAGUUGUGAUUAAGUAUGCACAUUCUUUGUUCUACGCUAGACAUAAUGCUAAAGAAUUGAGGCAGAUUCAGGAUCUUAAUGGGUUCGGAAUUUUCUUGCCACAGUUCAUUUGAUUUUCUGGCUUCCGAACAUAUUAUUUGUACCUAUCUAGUGUGUUUUUAACACAGAUAUACAGUGUAUGGGCUGAACAUACCAGGUUCAGUUGAACCCGCUCGUUAUACUAUAAAUCUGCUCCUGCUAAAGAAGUUGUUAUACUGUUUAUAUACCCACUUUUUCAUUAACAAUAGUUCUAGUAUACUAGGCGAUACAGCAUUAACGUCCAGAAGCCCUUUUGUCUUCCCUGCAUACUCGACUUUCAGUACCAGUUGGUAAUAAGAUGGUCGAUUGAAGCAUAUGUUGAGUCAAGAGAAAAGGAAUAAGCUUGAGCUUUCUUAGGUUUCAAGUGUUGAUAACUGAAAUAGCUAUGAAACUGGUGAGAUCCUCAGAACUCAGCUGCAAAAAAUCUGAGUUUCCGUGCAUAAACUUUAGUUUGUUUGCACCCGCUGUAAUCUAUGAUUUGACUGUUCACUUUAAGUUAUUUCCAGUCCUGUGAAGGAGGGUAAAGACCUGAAGAAUGAUGCAGGGACAAUUUCUGUGUCAAAAGAUUUAUUUAACUUCGUCUCUCAACUGAUAGUUGAAUCCAUUAUCGGCUUGAUGAAGUGGCGUGGCCUCUCUGAUCAUACAGAAUAAGACCACUGAACUUUGGCAGCUCACACUUUUCACCCAUAAGUAUAGGCCUUUGCCACACAGGUGAAUCUGAACUGCGACUCUGCCAUCCAAAAUCAGCUUCAACCUGAUCACCACUAACGAGCAAUGGAGAAAGCUUCUGUUUCUGGCUCCACCUUACUGAGCUUGUUAGAUCCUCCUUCACCGAACCCAACUCUGCUCGUGGCUCCGAACAAUCUACGUCGGUUGAAGUUGAAUCAUCGAUACACGGUUCUUGAUCAUCUGUUCUCUUUCUUACAUAUCUCCUUAAAGCAGCAAUAAUGCAAGUUCCAAUAACUAAGGAGCAGAUGCAAACUACCAAUAAUGAAACAGCUCCAUGGGUUGAUAUUUUCCAUUUGUUUUCUAAAUUCCAUAUUGCUUCCAUGUUGUGUAUCCAGUAAGUAUCAGAAAAUAAUUGAUGAAAGUUCAAGACAUAA
Lycium barbarum (goji berry) is the source of this 2544-nucleotide messenger RNA. Its product is annotated as bidirectional sugar transporter SWEET2. NCBI's taxonomy places the organism in Eukaryota, Viridiplantae, Streptophyta, Magnoliopsida, Solanales, Solanaceae. Gene Ontology annotation, molecular function: sugar transmembrane transporter activity. Gene Ontology annotation, cellular component: membrane. The record is from RefSeq and is a predicted model, not a curated record. Gene Ontology annotation, biological process: carbohydrate transport. The transcript has 9 exons.